GUUUUCUCGCCUUCCUCGCCUUCCUCGCUCCUUCCACUUUUGACACCCGAAAUCUACCCCGAUCUGCUCUUAAACAUCGGCCGAUACUCCCCUUCCCAAGAUGCCUUUCCUCAAUGAACCCUGGAAGAAGUACAAGCCGUUCAAGCCACCGCAUUUGCCGAACCGGCAGUGGCCCGACAAAACCAUCUCCAAAGCUCCUCGCUGGCUAUCCUCUUGCCUCCGCGAUGGCAACCAGAGUCUGCCUGAUCCAAUGAACGGCGAGGAGAAGUGGCGCUACUUCAAAAUGCUGUGCGACCUUGGUUACAAGGAAAUUGAGGUCUCCUUCCCGUCUUCGUCCCAAAUCGACUUUGACUUCACCCGCCGCUUGAUUGAGACCCCGGGAGCCGUGCCGGACGACGUAUGCCUGCAGGUCCUUUCGCCUUGCCGGCCCGAUCUUAUCCGGAGAACUGUUGAGUCGGUCCGCGGUGCGAAAAACGCCAUCAUCCACAUCUAUCUUGCUACAAGCGAAUGCUUCCGGAAAGUUGUCUUUGGCUACUCGGAGGAGCAGGCCCUGGAGCUCGCCGUGGACUGCACUAAGCUGGUCAGGUCCCUGACUAAAGACAACCCUGAAGGUUCUGGAACUCGAUGGCAGUUCGAAUUCUCGCCAGAGUGCUUCUCCGAUACAGAUCCCGAUUAUGCCCUGAGGGUAUGCCGAGCGGUGAAAUCUGCGUGGGGCCCUAACGGAGAAACGGGGGACCAAAUCAUAUUCAACUUGCCAGCUACGGUAGAGCUAUCAACACCCAACGUAUAUGCGGAUUUGAUAGAGUACUUUUGCACCAAUAUCGGGGAUAGGGAGGACGUGUGCGUAUCGCUGCAUCCUCACAACGAUCGUGGAUGUAGCAUUGCAGCAGCAGAACUCGGUCAGCUGGCGGGAGCUGACCGUGUAGAAGGGUGUCUGUUUGGCAACGGGGAGAGAACGGGCAAUGUCGAUCUCGUCACCCUGGCUUUGAACCUUUAUACACAAGGUGUGAGCCCACAACUUGACUUCUCCCAAAUGGACUCCGUCAUCGAUAUGGUCGAAUCUUGCACCAAGAUCCCCGUCCACCAGCGUGCUCCCUACGGCGGCAGUCUCGUAUUUGCGGCCUUCUCGGGGAGCCAUCAAGAUGCAAUCAAAAAAGGAUUCCAGAACCGCGUGCGUCAAGGCCUAGCCAGCGAAGAAAAGUGGCACGAGAUGCCCUACCUGCCACUGGAUCCCCAAGAUAUCGGUCGCAAUUACGAGGCCAUUAUCCGCAUCAACUCCCAGUCUGGAAAAGGGGGCAGUGCCUUUAUUUUGCACUCGAAACUGCAGCUCGAUCUGCCUCGCAGCCUUCAGGUCGCCUUCUCCAGCGUUGUCCAGCGCCGCGCCGAGGAGCUUGGACGCGAGCUACUGGCCAACGAGAUUACCGAGCUCUUCGAGACAACCUAUUUCCUCCACGAGAACCCUUGCCUUAGCCUUGUUGACUAUAGCAUCACCCCCGACCGAUCACAGUCCCCGAUGCCCUCCGCGCCGGGGAAAACGCAGGACACGAAGGACCUGAAACGUAUCUUUGAGGGCGUCAUCCUCAUGAACGGUGAAGAGGUAAAGCUGCGUGGUCGGGGUAACGGACCAAUCUCUAGCAUGGCAGUUGCACUCAGGCACGUCGGCAUUGACCUUGACGUUCACGACUACAGGGAGCAUGCCAUUGGUGAGGGCCAAGGUGUGAAGGCGGCCUCAUAUAUCGAGUGCAGGCCUGCAGGCAGCAAGCAGACAGUCUGGGGCGUUGGCAUCCACGAAGACGUGGUACACAGCUCGCUCCUCGCCCUGCUGAGCGCGGCAAGCAAUUUCAUCACAAGCCAACCCACCACCGCUGCUGCUCCAGAGACCCCAACUCCCGUCUCCACCUAGCUACCUUAGGUACUUAGUCUAGUUGAAGUGCCUUACCAAAAGUUUUAAAUGCAUGCAAGGUGGAAGAAAAAGAAGUCCGAUGAUAACACACACUUCAAAAAUAAAACAUGAAGCUAGGCUCGCGAGGGUAACUGUUGACCGCGGUUGCUUGCUGCAUCAGUCCC
Messenger RNA from Chaetomium fimeti, 2067 nucleotides. RefSeq lists its product as uncharacterized. The transcript is spliced from 9 exons. Bases 101 to 1903 code for a protein of 600 amino acids. The record is from RefSeq and is a predicted model, not a curated record. Lineage: Eukaryota; Fungi; Ascomycota; Sordariomycetes; Sordariales; Chaetomiaceae. Gene Ontology annotation, biological process: L-leucine biosynthetic process. Gene Ontology annotation, molecular function: 2-isopropylmalate synthase activity. Gene Ontology annotation, cellular component: mitochondrion.